Patella vulgata (common limpet) is the source of this 3061-nucleotide messenger RNA. RefSeq lists its product as uncharacterized. NCBI's taxonomy places the organism in Eukaryota, Metazoa, Mollusca, Gastropoda, Patellidae. Bases 253 to 1689 code for a protein of 478 amino acids. The transcript has 5 exons. The record is from RefSeq and is a predicted model, not a curated record.
CUUUCGAUUUAUUUUUCUACUUACGGUUUCGAAUUUCGAGGAAGUAUUAAAAUAAAUAUAAAAAUUUGAUAACGUAUUAGCCAGACAGAUGACAUUCGAAGCUAGCUGUGUACAGAGGACGUUAAAAAUACCUCCCAUACUUUUGGUGUAGACUUCCAUGUUAAUUAUUUAUUCAUUAUCAAUAGGCCUAAGAAUUAUUUUUUAAAGGGUAGCCAACAGAUCAGUUAAUUAUAUUCAUCUAUCUCCUUGUGAAUGUCUUUUAUAAGGAAAAAAGUAAUGCCUCUCUUUACUAACUCGAAAGAGACUCCGGCAGAUUCCAACACCAAUUUACAUCAUAACAUUGGAGCAAUACAAAAAUAUGAUCACGGAACAGGAAAAGGACGGGACUAUAGAAAAAUUGGAGAAGAUGAAUCAAAAAAGUUUGGAAAUAAUCCGAGGUAUAGAGUUGCUCAUUCUACACAGAAUUCUGCACAUGGAUAUAAUCGUUCGGACAAAGAUAGAACUGAUUCCAAACAUGGGAGUCAUCUUGAAAGAGAGGAUCGGAAACUGUGGAACACAUAUGGUAAGAAAGAUGAACACAAACAAUUAAAUCAAACAGGUGGACUGAAAAAUGAAAACAAUGCACAAGGUUUAUCUGAUACAGAGUCAGUAGAAAGUCUUAUACAAUAUUUACAGGAAUCAAGAAUAGAUUCAGCUCUCUCGGAAAUUGGUCAAGUUUUAGAAAAACAGCAGCUGCUGAUUAACAAAUUAAUGAAUGAAAGGGAAAUGAUUGCUAAGAGAAGUGAUGAAAAUAUCUCAAGAGAAAGUCAAACAGAGCGUUCGAAGAACAAUGAUGGCAGACAUAAAGAGAGAAAACUAUCGAUGAAUUACGAUAAAGAAACCCAGACGGAUGAAAGAAAGUCAUGUGAAUUACGUGAUAGAGAAACUCAAACUAUCAGACGGUUGGUCUAUAGUCAACGAACGCAAACAGAUGAUGAAAAUCAAACAAAUGAUGAAAGUGGCUCAAAAGAAAAUAAGUGGGGUGUAUGGACCUACUUAUUUCCACCAACUGGACAAACGAAGAAAGAUGAAGAAAGUCAAACAGAGUAUUUGUGUCAUUUAGAUGAAAUAGUAAGACCGUGUGAUAUUCGAUGGCUUCAAGAGGAGUAUUUACAUGCUCAAGGUGAAAUAGAGCGUUUAAAAGUAGAAUUAUUGAGAAGUGUGAACACAUCAGAAUUAUCUCAACAGCCAGCUCCACCAAUUAUAAGAAAAGUUGGUGUUGAGAUAUAUAAUCCUGGUCAAGCAACAGAUAUUGUUCAAUUGAUGGAAGAAUCUUUAAAAAGAGAUUUACAGUCCAGAUUAUCUGCCCAUAACGUGAAAAUAGAAUUUAACACAACGUCUGGAGGAGGUGGAAAACUGAGUGCACCGGCGAUUGUCCUGUGUCCAAACUUUUCCAGGCUCGGUACAGACGUCAAUUCGGCUUUUUCUGGUUUACAAGAUAGUGGCGAUGGAACAGUCCUGUUGGUGGUUUAUUAUAAAGAAGAACAUAAUCUACCCAAAGUAAAAAGUGAGCAGAUUUUAUCGCAGUUCAAUCGUUUAGGGGCCAUAUUAGAUAUGGGUUUUACUAAAGACAGGGGAUUUUAUCCUACCAAUAUAAAUCAUCAGUCUUUUGAAUGUUUGGUUCAUUUUGUACUGAAGUACGUCAUAUAAACAUCAUACCGGUAUAUAUAUAUAUAUAUAUAUAUAUAAACACCAUUGCCCAGGGUCGUAAAUAGCCAAAUAACAAAUGAUAAUAUAUGUUAAGAAUGUUGGCUUUUAAUUGGCUAAGAAUGUUGGCUAAGAUUUGAAUCUGGGCUCUAUUUUAUGUAAUACUGUAAAUAAAGUGAAUAGAUUAUUAAUGCGAUUGUUUGAAAAAUUCUGUUAACUCAAAAACAAUCAAACAAAUGGUGACUGUUGACUUCAGAAAUAUCGUGCAAUGUAUUGAUAUACAGUAAGUAUAUGUGAUAUACCCCUGGUACAGUCCUAAUAACUAUGUGAUUUACCCUGGUGUAUUGUUACAGACCCAGUAACUAUACGAGUAUAUGUGAUAUACCACGGUAUAUACCCUGGUGUAUUGUUACAGGCCCAGUAACUAUAUGAGUAUAUGUGAUAUACCACAGUAUAUAUCCCUGGUGUAUUGUUACAGGCCCAGUAACUAUGUGAUAUACCCUGGAUAUACUCAGUAUACUGUAAAUAUGGGAUAUACCAGUAUUUUUUAGGGACUGAUAAAUAAUCGUUGAUUUAGCUUUUUGUACAUUGCAACAGAUUCAAUAUGACAAUCGGUGACUUUCAAGUGUUUUAACCAUUGUCAAACUGAUAAAUAAUCCAAUUUUAAUAGUAUUGUAAUUUAUAACGGAUUUAAAAUCCUCCAAACGAUGAUCUGUGUCUUAAACGAUACAUUGAUUGGUCAUAACUUCUCUGAACAUGUAGCCUAAUUUAUUUAGUUCUUCCAGAACAGGAAUGUAACAACUGAUGUUUUAUUUAAAGUUACAAUUUCAUAUUUUCUAAGAAAGUCAAAACAUAAUUAUUUCUUUGUCUUUUGCUCAAUAGGUUGUUAACUCACUAUUAUACGAUCAUAGGUGUCAUUCUCACACUUAAAACUCAUUUACACCAGAAAUAAUAACUCAAUUACCUCCCUUGUUUUCUAUUCUCCACUCAGUAGCUAUCUUCAAACGUUUGAAUUUGAAGAAGAAAAUGAUAUUUUUGCCAAUUUCUCAACUGGCAAUAGUGAAUUAUAGGAUUAAUAGGAUUGUUCUUUAACAAGGUAGGACUGUUUAUGGAUACCAUUUAUUUUAAGGCUUUAUUUUAAUAAAUUUUAAAAAUAUGAAAUUGCAACUUUAAGAGGUAAAUCGGCCUACUGCAUGUCUUCACAUUUAUCUUAAAAUUGAUAGAAAUGGAAGUUGUUGUUGUUAGUUAGUUGUAUUUUACGUCCGCUUCCACCGAGGUGAUAUCGCAGACAAAAGAAAUAGAAGACAAUAAAUGUAUAUUUAUCUAUUGUGACCUUUAUAUCUGUCUAGAAGACAAUAAAUAUAUAUUUUUCUGU